Notothenia coriiceps (black rockcod) is the source of this 1015-nucleotide messenger RNA. RefSeq names its product late endosomal/lysosomal adaptor, MAPK and MTOR activator 2 (gene lamtor2). Gene Ontology annotation, molecular function: molecular adaptor activity; guanyl-nucleotide exchange factor activity. The record is from RefSeq and is a predicted model, not a curated record. The transcript is spliced from 4 exons. Gene Ontology annotation, biological process: positive regulation of TOR signaling. Bases 141 to 518 code for a protein of 125 amino acids. Lineage: Eukaryota; Metazoa; Chordata; Actinopteri; Perciformes; Nototheniidae.
AAUGCAUUGCGAAGAUAGCCGGAAAUGGAAGGAGGCAGUCAGCUGACUGUUGUUGAAUAGUUUUUGACUUUUUAACGCAGUCGUUUAGUCAUUUAAGUUUAGGCUUGUUUGCAUUGUUAUAUGUUAGUGAGUUGCUAGCUAUGUUACGACCAAAGGCAUUAACGCAGGUUCUCAGCCAGGCGAACACAAACGGAGUCCAGAGCACACUCUUACUGAAUAAUGAAGGAUCACUCCUGGCCUACUCUGGGUACGGAGAUACUGACGCACGGGUGACAGCUGCCAUUGCGAGCAACAUCUGGGCGGCCUACGACAAGAAUGGCCACCAAGCCUUUAACGAAGACAAACUGAAAUUCAUUCUCAUGGAUUGUAUGGAGGGGAGAGUGGCUAUCACCCGUGUCGCCAACCUGCUACUGUGUAUGUACGCCAAAGAGACAGUGGGUUUUGGAAUGCUUAAAGCCAAGGCAGAAGCUCUGGUGCUGUACCUGGAGGAACCAUUAACACAAGUAGCAGCAUCCUAGUGGAGAUGUGACUGAAGCUCUGCCUGUUGCCUAUGUGUGCAUGGGGAAAAGACAUCAUGUGACCCAGGCAUUUCAUGGACUACUGUAACAUUCUGUGUACAUGCACAUAUCUAUGAGUGUUUGUGGGAGUGUGUGUGUUGGAGUGAGGGGGGUUAGUGUGUUUAUAUUCAUGGUAUUGAAACUAUUAAGUUGUAUUGAGUUUCUAUUGAUUUGCCCAGCUUUAUGACUCUUGUGCUCAUCUAAUUGUCUGUUCUGAAAGUCCACAUGAAUUUUUAAUAGUAACUCUAAGUGAACAACUGCUGAAAUGAUCCGAUCCACUGUUCCUACGGUUGAUUCAUUCAUUUGCAGGUUAAGCUCGGGCAACUAAGCAGAAAAUGUAAAACUUUGAACCCUGUCGGUGGAGUCAAAUGGUUUCUGAAAACGUUCAGGACAAUGCAGUUGAUUUUUAUUCAUUUUGUUUUGUUUCAAAGCUAUCAAAUAAACAACUUUUGGUUUCA